AUGGUACCAAAUCCAGGUGAUUCAUCAACUGAGUCAACAUGUCAGUCGAAACGUGGGGGCAGACUUGACGAGAGAAUGGAUGAAGAUGACUGGGAGGAAGAAAAAAUGAAUGAGGCAAAGCAUUUGAAAUUAAUCAGUGAUGAACUAAGAGCAAAAGGAUGCCCUCUAUUCGGUGGCAAAUACUGCGAUAGAUUGCCCAAAGAUAUUAGGGAGAAAGCAGGUGCAUUAGAAGCGCGACUCGAUAGUCUCAUUAGUGGAUCAGUUGCUAGCCCGUUCAAGAGUGAUACUCGUGAUGAACUGCGCUUGUUGAUUGCUCAGGGUUUAACAACGGCCGCUUUCAAAGACAAAAUGAAAAAAUACGACUUCUCCUUGAAAUGUAACGCAGUUUGGUCAGCUGAUGCUAUUGCAUAUCGAUGCAACACAUGUGCAUUCAGUCCAUGCAUGUCUUUAUGUAGUAGUUGCUUCAAGAAUUCAAAUCAUGAUGGGCAUGAUUUCAAUCGUUUCUUUUCACAAGCUGGUGGAGCCUGUGAUUGCGGAGAUGUGGACGUCUUAAACGAAUCUGGGUUCUGCUUUCGACAUGGACCAAAUGCACGCCGUCCACCUGUUCCCUCUCCUGAUAUUGUUUCACUGGGAGAAUUUAUUAUCCCGAAACUCUUUGUUCGAUUAUUUCUGUGUUUUCGAGGUUGGACGAGGCAGUAUAACGCUUGUAAAGAUGGUUCUAGCAGAGAAAGUUUCAGUAAUCACCUUGUUAAUCGAGCACAUAUUUUGAUCGAACUAAUUCAGGAGCUGGUUGAUUGUGGCGGUCCUAUUCGCGACGUCAUCAUCGGAAACUUGCUAGAUCGUCAAUUAUAUCAUGAUUUGAACAAGCGCAGUUCUGAUGAUGAUAUGAGAGAUCAUGAUCGGAGCCCCGAUUUUUCCUUAGAUUGGCGGACACGUGACCUGUUUCUGGAAGAUCUGCAGUCCUUGAAGCCGAUUGUCGAUUCAGAUCAGACUAAUGCCUGUUAUGAUCCGGAAUGUUUAUUAGACGAGUUGAUAUUUUGGAUGGUUCGACUCAUUUUUCCACAAAUAAUAAUCAAUCUAUGUCUGAGUUUGCUAUCGGAUGUACAAUACAGGGAUGUUUUUGCGAAACGAUUUUUCUCGUUAUAUCUUUGUAUUGCUGAUAUUUUAGUUGAUUUUUCCAAAAGUGAAGGCGAUAGUGCUAUAUAUGCCAUUGGUAGCCGUAUUAUACAUAUUUCUGUACAGAUUCUUUCGAGUGAAGCUCAAUGUCUGAAAUUGGAUGAUGAAAUUAACCUCAAAGAUAAAAUAAUUUUAAGUGCUUACGGUGUUUUGAAGACGGGUGUUCAAAAAUCUACUGUAACGCAAGCACUUGAAUAUUUCUAUGAAAAUACGCCACCUCCAACAAACGACGAUAAGCUCUUCAAAUGGUUUGUAUAUUCCGUGGGUGAUGCUAAUAAUCCGCUACGUAAAGCUUCUUACUGGACGCUCGUUAAUGAUUUGCAAAAUUUGUUAACACAUGGAGAAAUUGCGCGAAGAUUUUUUCGUGACAAGAAAAGCAUGGGAAAUUAUGUGGCUUUAAUAGCACCUAUGCAAGGGAUGAAUUUGAAUUAUCGAGUAAUCGCUGGUAAUCAUCUGGAAUAUGAUGCCGCUCAUCCAUAUCAGUUAGCAUUUCAUCUUGAAUGGGAAGUAUCGGCUGUGAAUAUGUUCAAUACUUUAGCUGCAUUAACCGUGGAAACUGAAUGCAUGAACACUUAUCUUCUUCACUGGAAAACCAUUUUAGAGGAAUGGUUCAAUGCUAUUGGUUUGACAAAAAACGAUGUAUGCAUUCAACCGUAUUGCGUAAGUUAUCAUAUCCCGUUACACAGGCAUUUGUCUGCUGGUAUUUUGCGUUGCAUUGAAUUACCUGCAUUCAUUUCUUGUUUGAAUAUCCUUAUUGAAGAUGAAGACUUUCUUCGAAAAGCUGUUUUUCAUCCACUGAGAAUACAUGUAUGUCGUGCGGAAGCAUCAGCUGGUAUGUGGGCAAGAAAUGGUAAUGCGGUUCGAAAUCAGGCAUUUUACUAUGCACUAACCAAUUAUAACAUUGCUUUUUUGGAUUGCGAUAUAACACUUAUCAAAUUUAUAGCGUGCUUUGUGGACACGGAAUGGUUUAUAGAAAUUGUUAGCACAGCUUUUUAUGUCGAUGACUGCUUAGUACUUUGUGGUUUCCUUUUAGAUGACAUUGUUCUUCUUCCACAGAAAAGACGAAUAGUUACACGAAAAGAAUGGGUAGAUUUUUUGAUCGAUGGUAUUCUGAGAUUUCUGCUGGAUAUUAUGGUUAUAAAAUGGAAUAUGGAUGGGAAUGUUUCGAACAGUCUAGAGAACGAAAUUGUCGCCGCGCUUGCAGUUAGCGAUCUGACACAUUCGAAAUUGAAAGCAGCAAUUCCUGAGAGAGGUAGUCGACCGUUUGUUGAUGACAAAGUAUUUGACAGUACAUUGGAAAAGCUGGCAGUAUAUUGUGAGCCUGAUCAGGGGAGUCAUAUUGAACAGGGGGUUUACAUGUUGACAGUAGAGUCAUGGCAAACUCUUUUCGAUCCUGUAUUCUGCAGGAUGCGAACAUCUACUCCGCGAGAAUACAACGAUGCAUUAAUGCGCUCUGAAAAUAUCGAACGCAAUUUACCAAAGCAUUCAACAGUUACAACAGUUACUCGUUCUGGUGAUCAUCUGUGGAUUCCUUAUCGUCUUUAUUCAUUUGAUAACAUCUGGAUAGCGCGUAGUGCGAGAUUUCUCGUAACACCGUCGUUUUUCAACCUAUUGCAUAGGAUUUUGUAUACUUAUGUUGAGCAUCAGCAAUUAAACGAAGCAAUUUUUCAAACAACUGUUUAUUUCUUAACGUUAAUGGUCAAAUUUGUUACGUCAAAACAAUUUUCAUGCUUUGCUGAGGAAAAAUCAAAAUUACCAUCGUCUGUGCAAGAAAUAUUAAGUGGUCAGAGAAAUCCUGUUUCUGCUAUUCUGUCAGUGUUCACUGAUUUUGCAGACUUUGGAGGGAGGCAAAUGCCAUCAGUUAUUACACUUCUUUUGGAAUAUUUGCGCAAAAUGAACAACGAAAAUGCUAUUAGUGCAGAACAUGACCAUUUCAUGGCUCACUGUAUUUCUAAACAACUUAGUCUAGUUCCUGUGUCGCUGGAUUUCAUUUCGGGUUAUGCUAUUGAUUAUAUCGGGCGUCUUUUCUGUUUACUCCAUCACAAUUGUGAAAAAAUACGGGACGUUUUGGAUAAAUUCAUUGCUGAACAUCAAGUGGAAAUGUUAAAAUCAGAUAAGCUCGAGAAAAAGCAUUGUGGUGAUUCUCCUUCAAAAUUGGCUCAUCGGUCAGCUGCAAAACGUCGUCAAGAGGCCUUAAUGAUAGCUCAUAAGAAGAAAAACGCUAUAUUAAUGAAGAAGUUGAUGGCAAAGGAAGGAUUGACGCAGACUCAAAUGGAUGCAAUGGAUACUACAGAGAAUUCGCCAGUAAGAUAUUACAGAUGCCCUAUUUGCAAUGAUACAACAGCAAGUACUUUGGCUGAUCCGAUCGGAUUGAUGUCUCGUAUAGUUGUUAAUUACGCUGUUGAGCACUCUUUACCUGAAGAUUGUCCAUCGUUGUCACUCAUGGAAAUAGGAGAAAAAGGUGUACAUACGAAUCGCAUGAUGUUGAAGAUUUUCAGCGCUUCACGUCGUUCUCUUCUUCAAACGCGUUUUCCGAAAUAUGCAGAUCUCAUUCAAGCUCCAACUGGUAUUGAAGUUCGCACAUGUGGUCAUUAUGCGCAUGUUGGAUGCUACAAAGCUUAUGUUCAAACACUUCUUGAAAGUCCACCACCAUCACUUGACCCAUUGGAAGCGCGAAUGGAAAUUUCAUGCCCUUUAUGCCGUGCACCAGUUCACACUUUACUUCCUUUGGCUCCAGAUACCGGUGUUGAAAGAAUACGACCUGGUGUAUCCUAUCAAGAAAAUAAUUAUGCUGAGUUAGCGAAGGAAGUGGAAAGGCUUAUAAAUACUGACAGCUCCCAUAUGCAGGGAAAUGAAGAGUCGAAAUUUUUGGCAUAUCAGCAAUUGUUUUUAAAUUUUACCUCGUUAUGUCAUAAAUGGACAAUUUACCGUGGUAAUUUCAGCGAAAGUACACCAAGGAGAGGGCAAAUUUUUGCUUUCGGACUUGCAAAAGGCAAUUUGGAACGAAAUCUUUUAUUAUCUGAGUCAAAUUUUUCUGAUCGCUAUUGCCGUGAAUUACCGGCAGAACAUAUCAUAUAUGGAGCACGUCAUCAGGGGAUCAAACGUGAUAUAAGUUUUAUAAUCUAUCAAUGGAGGCAACUAGUUUUCGGAUUUCACCAGAAACAGCCAUCAGUAGAAAAUGCUUUAGAAGAACAGUAUGCUGAACAUUUAACGCCAAAUGAUUCGGAUAUUCUGGCAUCAUCUACAGUUGAGGCGAAAGUAGCAAAAAUGCGUAUGAAUCAGGAAAUAGAACUAGAGACAGGCACUCCAAUGGUGAUGUUUGAUUUGAAAACAACGUUGAUUCGGAUCAGUAGUUACAUCAUCACGAGUGAUUCUUUGACCAAUGAAGAUAAGAAAAGUUUAUUGUCAUUUGUUUACCAGGUAAUUCUGUAUGCGGGAAUUGUUCGUACAGCGAUUGUGGCAGCCUUGCAUAUGCCGUUAUCACAGCUGGGGAGAACAGAAAGUUUGAAAUUGAGUAAUGAGGUAUUUACACUUGCUGUUAAAAAUGUUAUAAACAGACUUUUUUCUCGUCAUCUGAAAGCAGAAAAUAUCUUAUUAGAAGAUGGAGAUGAAGUGGAUUUUGAAAAAGCUUUACAUUAUACCUGUGCAGAUUUAUCUCGUCUUACUGCACAAUUAUGGCAUGAAUGUGGUAUAUAUAAAUGUGAUCAGGAUUAUUGCAUUAGUCGUGCAACGUUCAUGGAAAUUUAUAAAUUGCUGACAAAUAAUGACGAACUUUCUCUUAAAUUCUUACCUUAUGCUCAUAUUGAAAAAUGGGUCGAUGCAGUACUGCGAUGGAUUAGCUGCAAAAAUUUCAUAGAGGAUUUACAUAAGGAACCACUAGGAUGGCGUAGAUUCACGCUUCUUACAUUGCCAAAAAGUUACGAUGACUUAUUUGCUCGAUUUUUCGGAGUUCCUUGCAUAGCAUGUGGAUUAGUCCCUCGAAUGCCAUUUAUUUGUCUUCUUUGUGGUCAACUCUCAUGCUUGGAUAGUUGUUGCACAACAUCAGCCACUGAAACUAUUUCUGCAAAUGAAGUGGAACGACACGCACUAAUUUGUAGUAGCGGUGUGGGAUGUUUUCUAUCAUUGAAUACCUCACUGAUUGUGAUAGUUUGUAAUCGAAAGGCAGCACUUUGGGGUUCGGUUUAUUUGGAUGCUCAUGGAGAGGAAGACCGUAAUUUAAGACGAGGUAAACCGCUAUUUUUAUCGAAACGUCGUAUUGAAAAGUUAACUGCAGAUUGGAUGAUGCAGUCAUUUGAACAUUUAAUCGUGAAUUUUUUCAAUUUUGAUGAUCUAAUAUCUUAUCUUCGUGAUGCUCAUUACAUGCUUCAAUAG
Messenger RNA from Brugia malayi, 5547 nucleotides. Its product is annotated as Zinc finger in N-recognin family protein. Gene Ontology annotation, biological process: protein ubiquitination; ubiquitin-dependent protein catabolic process via the N-end rule pathway. Gene Ontology annotation, cellular component: cytoplasm; ubiquitin ligase complex. The record is from RefSeq and is a predicted model, not a curated record. Lineage: Eukaryota; Metazoa; Nematoda; Chromadorea; Rhabditida; Onchocercidae. The transcript is spliced from 40 exons. Gene Ontology annotation, molecular function: zinc ion binding; ubiquitin protein ligase activity. The coding region runs from base 1 to 5547 and encodes 1848 amino acids.